AUGCAAAAAAUGGGAAGAGAAAAUGAGACUUCUGUAGAGGGUUUUACCCUCCUUGGACUCUUUCCGGAAAUGAGCCAUGCUGGCUUCCUCAUCUGCACGAUUCUCCUUGUCUACAUUAUUGCCAUCACAGGAAACACCACCCUGGUCCUCCUCAUCUCUCUGGAUCCCCAUCUCCACAGCCCCAUGUACUUUCUCCUCAGCCAGCUCUCCCUCAUGGACAUCUCCCUCAUCUCCACCACUGUCCCCAAGAUGCUCACCAACUUCUUCUCAGGAACAUCAGAUAUUUCCUACAUUUGCUGUGUGACUCAGGUCUAUUUCCACACCACCCUCGGAGGCAGUGAGUGCAUUCUGCUCACUCUGAUGGCCUAUGAUCGGUAUGUGGCUAUUUCUAACCCUUUGCGGUAUGUAGUCACUAUGAAUUUUGAAGUUUGCCUACAGAUGGCCAUUGUGUCUUGGUUAGGGGGUGCACUCAAUUCUCUGAUCCAAACCAUAUACACCAUGCAUUUUCACAGAUGUGGAUCAAGGGAAGUCCACCAUUUUUUCUGUGAGCUAGAGGCAGUCCUUGAGCUGUCAUGUGAGGACACUUCAACUUAUGAGAAGGUCGUGUUUGUGACUGGAGUUGUGCUCAUCCUGAUCCCCCUUAGCCUUAUUCUAGCAUCCUACUUUUUUAUCUUUCUCUGUGUUCUCCACUUACAUUCCACUAAGGCAAGGUACAAAGCCCUCAUCACCUGCUCUUCCCAUCUGAUGGUGGUGUUUUUAUACUUCGUUCCAACCAUCUUCAUCUACAUGAUUCCCAGAUCCUUGCACACCUCAAAGCAAGAUGAGUUUCUCUCUGUCUUCUAUACCAUCCUCACCCCUAUGUUGAACCCCCUUAUAUACAGCCUAAGGAACAAGGAGGUUGGGAAGGCUCUGAAGAAAAUUCUAGGAACAGUGUUAUCAUAA
Molecule: messenger RNA, 942 nt
Organism: Choloepus didactylus (southern two-toed sloth)
Lineage: Eukaryota; Metazoa; Chordata; Mammalia; Pilosa; Megalonychidae
Product: olfactory receptor 2M2-like
Exons: 1
Coding region: 1-942 (313 amino acids)
Biological process (GO): G protein-coupled receptor signaling pathway
Cellular component (GO): membrane
Molecular function (GO): G protein-coupled receptor activity; olfactory receptor activity
Source: RefSeq, a predicted model, not a curated record